AUGGCUCGGGGCCCGCUGUGCCCUCUGCUGCGGCUCCUCGUGGUGGGGUUGGGGCUCCGGCUGCUGCGCUCGGCUGCGGGGGAGCAGGCGCCAGGCGCCUCCCCUUGCUCUCGCGGCACCUCCUGGAGCGUGGACCUGGACAAGUGCAUGGACUGUGCGUCGUGCUCCGCGCGGCCUCGCAGCGACUUCUGCCUGGGCUGCGCUACGGCCCCUCCAGCCCCUUUCCGGCUGCUUUGGCCCAUCCUGGGGGGCGCCCUGAGUCUGGUGCUGGUGUUGGGGCUGCUCUCCGGCUUCCUGGUCUGGCGACGAUGCCGCAGGAGAGAAAAAUUUACCACCCCCAUCGAGGAGACAGGCGGGGAGGGUUGUCCCGGCGUGGCUUUGAUCCAGUGA
Messenger RNA from Elephantulus edwardii (Cape elephant shrew), 390 nucleotides. It is a transcript of the gene TNFRSF12A, whose product is annotated as tumor necrosis factor receptor superfamily, member 12A. Gene Ontology annotation, biological process: positive regulation of apoptotic process. The record is from RefSeq and is a predicted model, not a curated record. NCBI's taxonomy places the organism in Eukaryota, Metazoa, Chordata, Mammalia, Macroscelidea, Macroscelididae. The transcript has 4 exons. Gene Ontology annotation, cellular component: plasma membrane. Gene Ontology annotation, molecular function: protein binding. The coding region runs from base 1 to 390 and encodes 129 amino acids.